AUGGGGACUGUCGAGGAAACUCUGAAGUGUCCCGUUUGCCAGGAUUUCUUCACGGAUCCUGUGUCGCUGUCAUGCGGACAUGACUUCUGUCUCACCUGUAUCCAGGCUGUCUGGGAAACAGAGGGGUCUGAUGAGGUUCCUUUCUUCUGUCCCGAGUGUCAGAUAUUCCUACCCUCUGAUGUCACACUGGAGAUAAACACCAACCUGCAAACCAAAGCUCACGCCCUGCUGCACCAGCAGAGGUCUGCUCUAAGGGAGCACACAGUUGUGGAGGUGACGGGGGAUCCGUUGUCUCUGAAGUGUCAGGAACAUCGUGAUGAGCUCAAGCUCUUCUGUAUGGAGGAGAUGGUCCCUGUGUGCUGUCUGUGUGUCCUGGUUGGCAUGCACAAGAACCACAAAGUGUUCCAACUCCACGAGGCCUGCGUAGACUUCAAGACAUCUGCUGCAGAUUUCAAAGAAAGAAUCUCGGACAAGUACAGCAGGAUUCGCGUUGUGCUGGAUGGUGAUGAGCGUCUGAUGAUGCAGAUUAUAGACGCAGAGGAGAUGUACAUGACAGAGUGGCUGGAGGCCCAGAGGGGCCACAUGGAGGCUCAGAUCAAAGAGAUAGACAGCCUCAGAGCAUCCAGAAAAUCACUCCUCCAAGAAGAAAUUGAGCUGCGAUUCCUGCAGCAAAUCAAAGCACAGAAUCUUUGGAACCCUUUGGAUUUAACACCAAUCCAAGAGGUAGACAAAGACCUGUGUGACCUUGAGAAGCUGACAACGGUGGAGAGGCUUGUGGAUGACCUCUCAGUGGCUCUGUCCCAACACUUCCCACGAAUGUGGUCACAUCUAAGUUCUCCUGCUCUGGACUCCAAGUCAGCCCACCCAAAACUGGAAAUAUCCCAGGACAGGAAACAGGUGUACUGGAGAACGCAGCCCGUCAGUGAAGCUCUGAGCCCUCAGCCAUAUGACUCCCAGUACAGUGUCCUGGCUCAGGAGAGUUUUACUACUGGCAGGCACUACUGGGAGGUCAUUGUUCAAGAGAAACCUUACUGGCUAGUGGGUGUUACCACCGGGCCAGUCGAUAAAAGAGAUGCACUAAGUCAGAGCUCCUCCAGCCUGGGUGUGCACAAUACAUCCUGGUGCAUCUACCAUGGAUAUGGACAGUACCUGGCAUGCCAUGACACCCAGGAGAAGCAGCUGUCAGUGGGGAAGAGAGUCAGAAAGCUGGGCAUACUGGCAAAUCUCCAGAAGGGGGAGCUGUCAUUCUACAAUGCUGACACAAUGACCCUGCUCCACUCUUUCUGUGUGCAGUGCACAGAGCCUAUCUACCCCAUGUUAAACCCAUGCAUCGAUGCGAGUGGACUAAACACACAGCCGCUCACCAUGUUUUGGAUUAAGGACCACUGGGAUUGGCAUAUAAACACAGAAGGGGCCAAAGAGUGA
Messenger RNA from Cyclopterus lumpus (lumpfish), 1425 nucleotides. Its product is annotated as nuclear factor 7, brain-like. The record is from RefSeq and is a predicted model, not a curated record. Bases 1 to 1425 code for a protein of 474 amino acids. The transcript is spliced from 6 exons. Lineage: Eukaryota; Metazoa; Chordata; Actinopteri; Perciformes; Cyclopteridae. Gene Ontology annotation, molecular function: protein binding; zinc ion binding.